Molecule: messenger RNA, 844 nt
Organism: Eupeodes corollae
Lineage: Eukaryota; Metazoa; Arthropoda; Insecta; Diptera; Syrphidae
Exons: 2
Coding region: 266-844 (192 amino acids)
Source: RefSeq, a predicted model, not a curated record
GGUACAUUUUCCCAAAUUCAUGGCCAAAACUACAAAAAAAAAUUUUCGAUUUGUUGUUUUUUUUUAAUGCCAAUUUGUUUACAAAUAACAUGAGCUUUGAACCUCAUUAAUCAUGCGAUGCAAAUUGUAACUGUUUAAUCAGUAGAUGCUUUCAAAGUAGAAACUUUCAAUCAACGAGGCCAGUAGCAAGUUUGGUUUCUUAUAAGAAGUAGUUUGCUUUGUUUUUUAUUUAAUUUUUUUUUGGCGAUUUUCAAAAUAAUUUAACAUGGAUUCUGUUGCUAGUGGAUCGCAAUCAAGUUUCAUUUUUCUUUCAAGAAAUAAGCUUUCUGAAUUUUUAAGAAGCUGUACGUCUCGUGAUAUUACAGAAAAAAUUAAUUUUUUGGUAGCAAAGGUUGAAAACGAGACCAAUAUUGAAAUUUCGGAGGAAAUAAAGAAAAAUUUAACGAAUUUUGCAUAUGAACAUAGAAGAAGAUGGCUGAGUGCCUCAAGAAAUAACAACACCUUCUUGAAACAAAAUAUAAAUUGGUUGCAAUGUGAAAUUUCGUUUCCAUGCAGAGCUCAUGGCCUUGUUGGACGGCCUCAAAUGGAUUUUUCAGACCUAAGCGAACGGUCAAAGAGACGUAAAACAGAAGAUUUACGUUUUAACUAUAGUGCCGAAGAAUUAAGCUAUGCUGCGCAGAUGCAACUUCGAGAAAGAGGGAAACUUGAUUCCUCAAAUGUAAUGAAAAAUAUAAUAUUUUCAACUCCUUCACGUGCUGAAAAAUAUCAAAAAGCUUUGAAGAAAAUGGAUCAGGAUCAGGUAUAUUCCAUAUACAGCAGAAGAAGCACUUUCAAUAGUUGUUGA